AUUGUCUGACCGCUAAGUACUAUUUUCCUCGUCUCACACCUUCGCGGUUUCGCCGGCUUUUCGAUAGCUUCCCGCACUUGACGGAAACAAUCCAAUAGCAAUGGCGGACACCACCGAAAAGGCGCCGUCGCCGAAAGCGACGACGGAAGCCGCGACAGCAUUAGCACCAGCAACGACCCUAGCGGCCUCAGGAGCGUCGCCGGCAGAAGCGACGACAUCCGCAGCGGCAGCGACUUCACCAGCGAAAAGCGCCUCACCGGGAGCCGAAGGGGCGGAAGAGCAAGUAGGAGAAGCAUUCGGAACGGACCAGACUAUCCAAGCGGCCGAGGGUCUAGAUAUUGAAGACGACGGCAGCUCAGACAUCGGUAGCUCAUUACAAUCCUCGACCGGCUCGUUAACCGAGAGUAUAUUCAACUAUCGCGUACUCCACGGAAGAACGUAUAAUGCCCCGAAAACGUCUGAAUACUGGGCACCGAAUGAUGAAGUUCAGAAUGAGGGUCUCGAUUUAUUGCACAAUUGCCUGUUGAUGGUUUUGGGAGACAAAUUGUUCCUCGCGCCCAUCGGCGACAACCCACAGCGCGUGCUUGAUGUCGGAACAGGAACUGGAAUAUGGGCAAUCGACUUCGCAGACACAUAUCCUGGCUCCGAAGUAAUAGGAACGGAUCUUAGUCCAAUACAACCUGCAUGGACGCCACCGAAUGUCAAGUUCGAGAUUGACGACUGCAUCCUUGAUUGGACGUGGCCGGAGAACCACUUCGACUUUGUUCACAUUCGAGCCCUAUACGGUAGCAUACCAGACUGGGUGGAUCUCUACAAGAAAGCCUACAAGCACCUCCAACCCGGUGGCUGGUUAGAAAACCUCGAGACAGAUAUUACAGUUCAAUCCGACCACGUCGUUUUCGGCGAUGACCACAUCUACAACGAAUGGCUGCGCGUCUUCCUAGACGCCGCCGAUAAGCGAGGGCGCACCUUCGCCAUUUCGCACGGACACAUGAUGAAAGACGCUAUGAUAGAAGCGGGCUUUGUCGACGUGACCGAAGUCAAACUUAAGACACCCUGCCAUGGUUGGCCGCGUGACCCCAAGCUACAGCAGGCGGGCCUGUUGUUCUUCGCGAUGUUGGACCAGAGCAUUGAGGGUUUGGGUCUGUACAUGCUUACGAAUACGCUAGGUUGGUCGGUUGAGGAAGCGCUUGUGUUUACUGCUCGGUUCCGCUCCGAGACUAGGAAGAAGAGCAAUUGUGGAUGGAUUCUUACGACCGUCGUAUAUGGCCGGAAGCCAUUCCCUGGAGAGAAACAAGACUAGAGCGAUGGCUCAGUGAGAUACUAAUAUUGAUCGAAUUGUCGAACAAGCCUCUCGUUUAUUAUACUUUGGAUAACAGGUCCCACCACACAUUUGAUAAUGAGAGAUGUAACGAGGAAGUAAUCGGAAAAGCACUAUACCAAUUCGGAAUUAUACUAUAGGUUCGCCCUCAGAGCCACACAUCUUAGCCUUGAUUUUUAUUUAUAUCCUCGGACGACAGUCCAGUCCAGAUUGUGGAUAUGGACUGAAUGGGUAAAAUAUCAGCCAUUUCAACCCAAUUUAUCUAUUUUAAAGAUUUGAUCAUAAUGUCUGCCCUAGUCGUCUUGUUAGUUUAAAUUGCUUGAAGCCUGAGGACUAUCGCCACCAAUGUCGCUCCUCGAGGCUUCCGGGCCUGGAUGGCGGCCAACAGCGAUUCGUUUGCUGCCUUCCCAUUCUCUAGACCUAUGGCUCCCAUACAUACCAAUUGUUCCGUCGCCUUCUUAACCCAAGGCAAAUGUCCACUAUCUAUCUAAGUAUUGUGUCGGCUAUGUGGCGAAGGGGCGCACGUUCGUCAUAAAAGCUAC
Messenger RNA from Hypoxylon trugodes, 1863 nucleotides. Its product is annotated as S-adenosyl-L-methionine-dependent methyltransferase. Gene Ontology annotation, molecular function: methyltransferase activity. The record is from RefSeq and is a predicted model, not a curated record. Bases 101 to 1303 code for a protein of 400 amino acids. Lineage: Eukaryota; Fungi; Ascomycota; Sordariomycetes; Xylariales; Hypoxylaceae. The transcript has 6 exons.